GAGUGCGAUGCAUUCAAAGCCAACUCCAAGUUCGCGGCCGUUCCCAUCGGUCCCACGUGUAACCAAUUGGCUGUACUCAACGUCGGCAAAGGGCAGCGACUCCCAGGAGGUGUUAUCCCGCAUCUGGUCUGCGGCCAUACGGUCGCCGACUUCUCGUUUGAUCCGUUCGACGAGCAUAUGCUGGCCGUCGGGUGUGAUAACGGAGUGAUUCAGUUCUGGAGGAUUCCCGAGAAGGGAUUGACUGACAAUAUGGAUGAAGUGAACAGUCAAUUGGUGGCCCAUAACGAUAGGAUAACUAUCAUUCAAUACCACCCCAACGCCAAACACGUCUUGGCGUCGUUUGCCGUGGAUUUGGAUCUAAUCGUCUGGAAUAUAGAGACAAUGGAACAGAAGAUUAAGAUUAGCGCUCAUUCGGAACCGCUGUUUAGUAUGUCUUGGAAUCCAGGCGGAGAUCUGUUGGCAACCCUUUCCAAGGAUCAAAAGUUGCGAAUCUUUAACCCUCGCGACGGUGAGCAACAACUGGUUGACGAGGGUUUGGCCACUCAGGGCAGUCGUGGGGGACGGGUGUGUUGGGCACAGAAAGGCAAUCUCGUGAUCGUCACCGGCUUUAGCAGAGUAUCUGAGCGACAGUUUCUAGUCUUCGAUAAAAACGAUUUGUCGAAACCACUGGCAUCGGAAGGCCUGGACGUGUCGCCGGCUAUACUGAUCCCCUUCUACGACAACGACAGUUCCACUCUAUUCCUGACAGGAAAGGGCGACUCAACGAUAUUCACAUUCGAGGUGUCGUCGCCG
Messenger RNA from Oppiella nova, 792 nucleotides. Lineage: Eukaryota; Metazoa; Arthropoda; Arachnida; Sarcoptiformes; Oppiidae. The record is from the annotation of a GenBank genome assembly.